AGACGCGUGUUUUGUCCGAAUUGCGGCUCCCGUUGCGAGUGUAUUUGUGUAGUCGUGUUUUUGUGUAGUUGUGUAGUUGUGUCCUCAGUUUAAAUGCUCGGUUGUGUUUCCACACAGAGAGUUUUGUUUUGCUGAUAAUCGGCACUCAGCUGAAGGCUCCGGUCUUCACCCGCGUUUGAAAUGGACCGGAUCGGAGCGGCUGUGUUUGAAACCCUGAACAAAUAUAACCCGACCCGCAAAAGCUGUUUGAUUUUUGCUCCAGUUUUUUUCACAAAGCGGCUCUUAGUUUAUUUUUUGACCCGCCUUUAAAAUAGAAAUCCGCUCGGCAAUUCUGUGCGGGUUAAAUAUUAAUGUGUGUUUUUAUUAUGUUCAAGUGGGUUGGGCAGUCAAGUGCGUGUGAACUUGAAAAAAGGACUUGCGAUUUAAAAAGCCCGUUUGGUUAUUUCACAGAGAAAUCAACGCGUUUUCACUAUGAACGCGUUUCAGCUGUGAUCUGAAGCCCUGAUCUUUGUUAUUAUUAUUAUUAUUAUUAUUAUUAUUAUUAUUAUUAUUAUUAGGGUCUGCUUUUGCCUGACGCGCUGCGCUUCCUCUCUCCCCCGCCAGGGGGCGCCACGGGUUCAGCUGCUUGAACCGCCUCGAUACUGAAGACCUUGAGAGACCUUCCAGUAAAAACACGCCAAGUCUUUAACAGUUAGAGAGGCCGGGGGGGGGAUGAUAAACUAGUCGGUGUAAAUCUAUUCCCCCGCUCUCAUCCGAUCUCUUUCUUUCAGGAGCAAUGUCUUCCAAAGAGAAUGUGCCCCCAGUUAGCAGCUCCACACCACAGUUUUUCACCCCUCUCGGGCUCGGCGGUCCUCAGCGUGUCCCGAAGAGCAGUUCUGAAGCCAGUGUCCGGACCGUGGCAGUGUCGGGUCCUGGGAGAGUCACGGCUGAACCUCCUGCCCAGGAGCCGUUCUCUCUCAAGGAUUUCGAGAUCGGACGGCCGCUGGGGAAGGGGAAGUUCGGGAACGUGUACCUGGCCCGGGACCGAGAGAUUAACUUCAUACUGGCCCUCAAGGUCAUUUUCAAGUCCCAGAUCGAGAAGGAGGCGAUGGAGCACCAGCUUCGCAGAGAGGUUGAGAUCCAGUCCCGUCUCAGGCACCCCAACAUCCUGCGCUUCUAUAACUACUUCCACGACCGCAAGCGCGUGUUUCUGAUGCUGGAGUACGCACCGCGGGGGGAGCUGUACAAGGAGCUGCAGCGCUGCCAACGCUUCGACGAGCAGCGCAGCGCCACGUAUAUAGAGGAGGUGUCAGAUGCCCUGCAGUAUUGCCACGAGCAGAAAGUGAUCCAUCGAGACAUCAAGCCAGAGAACCUGCUGCUGGGCUUCAGGGGGGAGCUCAAGAUAGCGGACUUCGGCUGGUCUGUGCACGCGCCCUCCAUGAGGCGUAAGACGAUGUGCGGGACUCUGGACUACCUCCCCCCUGAGAUGAUUGAAGGGAAGACCUACAAUGAGAAUGCAGACCUGUGGUGUGUGGGGGUGCUCUGCUACGAGUUCCUGGUGGGGAACCCCCCCUUCGAGACCGCCAGCCACAGCGAGACCUACACCCGGAUCACCAAGGUGGACAUGCAGUUCCCCAGCAUCAUCUCUCCCGGCGCGCGGGACCUCAUCUCCAGCCUCCUCAGGCACUGCCCCCCCAUGCGGCUGCCCCUGAAGAAAGUGCUGGAGCACACCUGGGUGAAAACCAACUCCCGCAGGGUGCUGCCCCCAGUGUACCACCCCAAGAGCUGAGCCCAGGCCAGCCACACGCGUGUUACAACCGCCCCCACACGCCUACUACUGCUGCUGCUGCUCGGGCGAAGGUGUGCCUUGGUCACAGUAAAAACAGAAAUGGAUCAGAGCGCUAUGCAAUGGUGGUCUGAUUUCCAGCCCUGUUCCUGAAGAGGGACCUGCUUUUAAACCACACCUGGACUCAAAGGACUGGGAGAACUGGUGUAGCUGGUUCACACCUCUUGACUUCUAUAAUGUGCGUCUCACACUGAUGUUUUCUGUAUUGUCUCUCCUCUUGUGGUCUGGUUUCAGGGACAGUGAGGUAUUUUAUUCUGUUGUCUGGAAUCUCGCUGUAAAUAUAUAUUCUGUGCAAAUUUAAUAAAGGUUGUGUUUCUGUUCCCUCACCUCUUAGUGGUCUGUUCG
Molecule: messenger RNA, 2170 nt
Organism: Polyodon spathula (Mississippi paddlefish)
Lineage: Eukaryota; Metazoa; Chordata; Actinopteri; Acipenseriformes; Polyodontidae
Product: aurora kinase B-like
Exons: 8
Coding region: 776-1768 (330 amino acids)
Biological process (GO): mitotic spindle organization; regulation of cytokinesis; protein phosphorylation
Cellular component (GO): spindle microtubule; spindle pole centrosome; spindle midzone
Molecular function (GO): ATP binding; protein kinase activity
Source: RefSeq, a predicted model, not a curated record